Molecule: messenger RNA, 1314 nt
Organism: Ambispora gerdemannii
Lineage: Eukaryota; Fungi; Glomeromycota; Glomeromycetes; Archaeosporales; Ambisporaceae
Source: the annotation of a GenBank genome assembly
AUGGCCAAUCUAAAUCCUCCAGUAGAUAUUGACGACGAAGCACAUGUAAAUGACCAACAAGUCGGAUAUGCCUGGGAGGACUACAAGCGUAGCUGGGAUGAGUUACAAGAAGAUGCUGACGGGAGUUUAAAAAGUAUAGUAGAAAAGCAAAUAAAUCGUGGCAAGCGAAAAAGACAUUUACGCGAUACUUCUACUAUUCAACGAGGAAUAUUAAGACACAUGUUUAUAGUGAUUGAUCUAUCAGAAGUUAUGUUGGAAAAAGAUUUAAGGCCUUCGAGACUAGAGUUGACAUUAUCUUACACUGAGCAAUUCAUUCAGGAGUACUUUGAUCAAAAUCCUAUAAGUCAAGUAGGGAUCAUAGUAACGAAAGAUGGUAUAGCGCAAAAAUUAACAGAGUUAUCUGGUAAUCCAAUGGAUCACAUAAGAGCACUUCAAAAUAAGAAAAAUACUGAGACAGAGGGUGAACCUUCGCUGCAGAAUGCCUUAGAUUUGGCAAGAUCAACUUUAAUUUAUGUUCCAGCACAUGGAUCCCGCGAGAUUUUAGUAAUAUUUGGUUCACUGUCGACCUGUGAUCCCGAUAAUAUAUAUAACACCAUUGAUCAACUUGUCAAAGACUCGAUUCGAGUCUCGGUUGUUGGACUAGCAGCGGAAGUACAAAUAUGCACAUAUGGCGUAGUCCUCAACGAAGUACACUUUAAAGAGUUGUUAUUUGAGAUCAUUCCACCACCUGCGAUCACUUCGGCUCAAUAUAAAUCUGAAUUGAUUAUGAUGGGAUUUCCGACACAUGUAACUCGAAAAACACCUACACAGUGUAUGUGCCACGGUAAAUCAACACUUGGCGGAUAUCUAUGUCCUAGAUGUCAGUCAACAAUUUGCGAAUUACCAUCUGAAUGUGAUUUAUGUGGCUUAACAUUAGUCUCGAGUCCUCAUUUGGCGAGAUCUUAUCAUCACUUAUUUCCAGUAGGAAAUUUUGUAGAAGUUCCAUGGAGCAGUGCGUCCAGCACAGAAUGUUUCUCAUGUCUACUCACAUUUCUGUCUAUACCAUCUACACGCAGUAAUCAACAAUUACCAGAAAUAUCAAGUGGACGGUACAAAUGUCUAGAAUGCAAUAAUCAUUUUUGCAUCGAUUGCGAUGUUUUUAUUCACGACGUUUUACACAAUUGUCCUGGAUGUUUGUCAAAAUCCGAAUCUUCCAAAAACAAAUUAGUAUCGUCAUCGUCCACGCCGUCGUCUUCUAUCCAACAACAAACCAAUGGCGAUUCGUCUCAUAAUUCAAAAGGUAAAAAUGCGAUUAAAAAUAGAAACGAAUCGUAG